Messenger RNA from Calidris pugnax (ruff), 3424 nucleotides. RefSeq names its product farnesyltransferase, CAAX box, alpha (gene FNTA). Gene Ontology annotation, molecular function: CAAX-protein geranylgeranyltransferase activity; protein farnesyltransferase activity. The annotation marks the transcript as partial. NCBI's taxonomy places the organism in Eukaryota, Metazoa, Chordata, Aves, Charadriiformes, Scolopacidae. The record is from RefSeq and is a predicted model, not a curated record. The transcript has 9 exons. Gene Ontology annotation, biological process: protein geranylgeranylation; protein farnesylation. Gene Ontology annotation, cellular component: CAAX-protein geranylgeranyltransferase complex; protein farnesyltransferase complex; cytoplasm.
GCCGCCGCGCCCGCCCCUGCGCUUCCGCCAGGCCCCGGAAGCAGCAGCGGGGCGAUGGCGGCGGAGGGCAGGGCGGCGGCGGAGGUGCAGCCGGCGGGGGAGGGCAGCGGAGAGCCGGAGGGCGGCUUCGGGCACCUGCUGGAAGAGGACGAGGAGGGGGACGACGCCGGCUACGUGCUCUACAGGGACAGAAAGGAAUGGGCAGAUAUUGAGCCAGUCCCUCAAAGCGAUGGGCCGAGCCCUGUUGUUCAGAUCAUCUACAGUGAAAAAUUUCAAGAUGUCUAUGAUUACUUCCGGGCUGUUGUGCAACGGGAUGAGAGAAGCGAAAGAGCUUUUGAGCUAACAGCGGAUGCUAUUGAAUUAAAUGCUGCAAACUACACAGUAUGGCAUUUCCGGAGAGUCCUCCUGCAGUCUUUGGGAAAGGAUCUCCAUGAGGAACUUAAGUAUAUUACAGCUAUCAUUGAAGAUCAGCCAAAGAACUACCAAGUCUGGCAUCACAGACGUGUGUUGGUGGAGUGGCUGCAGGAUCCCUCCCAAGAGCUUGAGUUCAUAGCUGACAUUCUUAACCAAGAUGCCAAAAAUUACCAUGCGUGGCAACACAGACAAUGGGUUAUUCAGGAGUUCAAAUUAUGGGACAAUGAACUGGAAUACGUAGACCAGCUUUUGAGGGAAGACGUGAGAAACAACUCUGUUUGGAACCAACGCCACUUUGUAAUUUUCAACACCACUGGCUAUGAUGAUCCAGCAGUCCUAGACAGAGAAGUCCAAUACACUCUUGAGAUGAUCACAGCAGUGCCACAUAAUGAGAGCGCUUGGAACUAUUUGAAAGGGAUUCUACAGGAUCGUGGUCUUUCUAAGUAUCCCAAUCUGUUAGAGCAACUGUUGACUUUACAGCCCAGCCACAGUUCACCCUAUCUGAUUGCCUUUCUUGUGGACAUAUAUGAAGAUAUGCUUGAAAACCAGUGUGAUAACAAGGAGGAAACACUAAACAAGGCGUUAGAGCUGUGUGAAAUUCUGGCUAAAGAAAAAGACACCAUCCGAAAGGAGUACUGGAGAUACAUUGGAAGGUCUCUUAAGAACAAGCACAGCUCAGGCACUGAACAGAGCACGCUGGCAGACAAGCAGCAGUAGCUGAACAUGGAAGAAAACAACGUUAAGCUCUCAAGCCGUUCUGAAGCAGUACUAAGUAGCAUCAUAAGCUAGUUUAAAAUCCAGUGUAGUAUUCCCCUGCUGAAGAAGUAUUGUAAUGAAAGAGGAGUGCAGUGCUGUAUAGUCUCAGGUUGCUGCAGGUGAUAGAGCUAGAUACAGUUAAGAAAUGAACUAAGGCUUAAUUAUUGAAAUAUACCAAAUAAAGGGUCUAUUUCCUAAUAAUGAAUACAUAUACCUAUGUACCUAUACAUAGGUAUAGCUAUAUCUACUCUUUAGCUACAUAGGUACAUAGUCACAUAGAUUUAUAUACCUACAUAGGUAUAUAGGUAAACUGUACCUACUAUUUAUAAGGUACUAAACCAAUUUCUCAUGCCCUGGCUUAUCCACUCAUGGUUUCUAACACAGUCACAUCAGAUGCAGUAAUGCCUGCAGGUAACUUAACUUAGUGGAUAUAAAGUAAGCUGCUUGUGGUUAGUGCGAGCAGGUGCUGCAGUUGUUGCUUUAUUGUGGGAGCAGCUGUGCAACAUUGACAGCACAAGCUAUUGCACACAGCUAACACCAAGUGUCGUUUUGUAAUACAAACAGGUAACUGAAAGCGUUUUUCUGAAAUUUUUUAGUUUCUUUUGGUCUUUAGAUGAGCAUAGGCUGUUCUUCUUGGAUGCUAAUAGACAUAAAAAUGACAUGUCCCCUUUUAGGGAUAUUGGAUUCUAUUGCAUUCGGGUGUCUUUUGUUUUCUCAUCCCAGAAGCUUUCAAUACACUUGAUGUAUUCAGUGGAGCCUUGAAUUCUUAUCUGCACAGUCAGGAAAAUUGCUUUGAGGACCCUAGAAGAUCUGCUUACUUGGAAUUCUGUUCAGAUGGCUGAAAAUCUGAAUUUAUUUUUUUCUUCACCCUUUGUAAUCAGACCAAACUGAAGUCAUAAGUCAGAAGAGAUCAUAACUAACCAGUUAUAUUACGUAUCUUCACUGAACUGGAAGGGAAGGAAUGGUUUUAUUGGGGACCUAUUCACAUUGUAUGUCUUAACCUUGUUGCUCCUAUAGGCUUUUCAUACCUUUUCCAUUCAUAUAUUCAGCCAGGAAGUAUUUCCCCCCACUUCGUGAAAGAUAGAAAGUAUCUGCAGUGCAGAACUGCAGCAAAGCUGCACAAAAAAACCUGCUGCAUCUGCACUGUUUUCAGUUGUAAACUGUGUUCUUAGCAUAGAGUGAUGGUCUGAUCUGAAGUAUUUUCUUGGAGAUGACCAUAAAGGGAACAAAUAAAUGCUAGUAUUUAUAAUAGGAAGUUUUUCUGAUACUAAAGAUUAAAAGCUGCUGCAGUAAUAUAACCUAGUGGAGAUUAUUUUAAAUGUUUGAAAUACACUAAUUCAAUACAUUUUUAUUUUUUUUUUAAAACAACUCACAGGGAGUGGAAUCACUGUAUGAAAGCUAUGUAAAUGGUUUUAAGAUUUUUACUACUUUCCCAGCAGUAGAGAAAACAUUUUAUAGUGACAUAUGAACAUUUAAAAUGGACACGAACUUCAAACUUUUGGGGACUUUUUACGUGUAUUAUUUGCAAAGAUAAUGCCACUUCUGAGCUAAGUUUAUUAAUGAAGGAAUAACAGGAUAUGUACUGUAACAGAAAAUAUCUCAUCUAAAACAAAUGUGUGACCAAACAAGUCAUGCAAAUGCUAAGAAAAAAACCAUGCUGGAGACUGGAGUCCAUUCAAAAAAAAAAAAAGGUCAUUAUGUUUUAACAGAAAUGUUCUUUUUUUUUUCUUAAAAAAUGUUUGUUUACUGUCAUUUGGAUUGCAAUGAAACUCUAAAAUUCUCUUUGAAAGGCAUCUCAGUUUUGUGGUAGUCAGCCAUACUCAGAAAUACUGAUCUGUGAGAGCUGGGGAAAUGACACACUGCCCAGCCAGGUUGCAACUGCUGCUACCAAGCCUUUAAUUUUAAAAAUAUGUCUGAGACAGAAUCUUUCUUAUGGAAAUGGACGAGUUACAGAGAGAAGGAUCUUACAUAGGAAGUGUUAGAUGACUUUAACUGGUAGGAAUUGGUACUGACUGCCUAUGGUCAGAGGAAACACCAAGCUGAUUUCUUCUAAGGGUUUAUCUGUAUAAGGAAACUUACUGUUGUUACUGAUUGUGUGUAGCAAUGUGACUCCUGUGUACAAUUUUAUUACUGAAGAGAUGUACCUAAAUGGAAAACUAUUGGUACAACUGUCCCUUGUAAAUCAGUGUCAUUGGAACAUUCAGUGGAGUACGAAGAACUAUUAAAGCAUGUGAAAUAGUUCACUUUCAUCAGA